AUGGGCGCUCUCCAGUUUCUUAUCAUGGGCGUCACUCACCCAGGAGAGCUCCGCUCCAUGAUCGGGUACAAGAUCUGGCGCGACACUCGCGACAUCACCAACCCCAAAGAGUUUGCCGACACUGGCUACGACCGCGAGUCGAUGAAGCGCUGCUGGGAUUUCCUCGACCAGACUUCCCGCUCGUUCUCCAUGGUAAUCAAGGAGCUCGAGGGAGAGCUCGCACGAGUCGUCUGCCUCUUCUACCUCGUCCUUCGUGCCCUCGACACGGUCGAGGACGACAUGACUGUCCCCAACUCUGUCAAGCUCCCUCUCCUCCGCGAAUUCCAUCUCAAGCUCCACGAGCCCGGGUGGACGUUCAGCGGCUCUGGCCCUAACGAGAAGGACCGCGGCGUUCUCGUCGAGUUCGACAUUAUUCAGAAGGAGUUUGCCCUCCUCGACCAGAAGUACCAGCAGGUCAUUGGUGACGUGACGCGCAAGAUGGGCAAAGGGAUGGCCGACUUUGCCGCGCUCGCGACCCCAGAGCUACCCGUGGCGGAGGUUAACUCGAUCGCAGACUACGACCUGUACUGCCACUACGUCGCCGGCCUCGUCGGCGAGGGCCUGUCCGGCCUCUUCUCCAGCUCGGCCAAAGAGCGGGCGUUCCUCAAGGACCAGCUCACGCUGUCCAACUCGAUGGGUCUGCUCCUCCAGAAGACCAACAUCUACCGCGACAUCAAGGAGGACGUCGACGAGGGUCGAGGGUUCUGGCCCCGCGCAAUCUGGGGCAAUUACGGCUUCAACUCCAUGAAGGAGUUGACAGACGAGUCGCGCUACCGUGAAGCGCAGUGGGCUGCCAACGAGAUGGUGCUCGACGCCCUGCGCCACUCGUGCGAUGCCCUUGACUACCUCACUCUUCUCAAGAACCAGAGCGUGUUCAACUUUGUGGCCAUCCCGGCCGUCAUGGCCAUGGCGACGCUCGAGCGCUGCUUCAUGAAUCCAUUGAUCUUCAAGCAGAACGUCAAGAUCCGCAAGGGCGAGGCCGUGCAAAUUAUUUUACGCUCGACUAACCCCCGCGACGUCGCUUUCAUGUUCCGCGACUACGCCCGCAAGAUCCACGCAAAGGUGCCCAAGGACGAGCCCAACAUGUUGCGCUUCUCAAUCUCGUGUGCCCGCAUCGAGCAAUGGUGCGAGCAUCACUACCCGUCGUUCCUCAUGAUCCAGAGCGGCGGCGAGGGCAAGGCCACAACCGGCAUCGACCCCAUGAGCACGGACGCGCGCGCACCUCUCUAUCUCGAUCUUGUCAAGAAGGCGCGCGAGCAGGCUGAGGCGGACAGGCGGGAAAAAUUCAUGGACGACCUGCGGGCGCGCGGCAUCAUCAAGCCCGCCGCACCCGAGACUGAGGAGCAGAAGCGCGAGCGCGAGGAGCGCAUCAAAAAGAUGGAGAACGAGCCGUUCCCGUGGCUCAUGAUUAUCGGUAUCAUUGGCGGACUCAUCGCAGUCAUGGUCGCCAUGGGCUACGGCGUCAUUACGCUCGUCAUGAAGUACUCGGACGUAAGUGCUGCUGCAGGAGUCUAG
This is a messenger RNA of Cutaneotrichosporon cavernicola, 1554 nucleotides long. RefSeq lists its product as uncharacterized. The record is from RefSeq and is a predicted model, not a curated record. The coding region runs from base 1 to 1554 and encodes 517 amino acids. NCBI's taxonomy places the organism in Eukaryota, Fungi, Basidiomycota, Tremellomycetes, Trichosporonales, Trichosporonaceae. Gene Ontology annotation, cellular component: endoplasmic reticulum membrane. Gene Ontology annotation, molecular function: squalene synthase [NAD(P)H] activity. The transcript has 2 exons. Gene Ontology annotation, biological process: ergosterol biosynthetic process; farnesyl diphosphate metabolic process.